Messenger RNA from Pyrus x bretschneideri (Chinese white pear), 1438 nucleotides. RefSeq lists its product as uncharacterized. Gene Ontology annotation, biological process: post-translational protein targeting to membrane, translocation. Bases 61 to 1161 code for a protein of 366 amino acids. The transcript is spliced from 5 exons. Lineage: Eukaryota; Viridiplantae; Streptophyta; Magnoliopsida; Rosales; Rosaceae. Gene Ontology annotation, cellular component: endoplasmic reticulum membrane; endoplasmic reticulum. The record is from RefSeq and is a predicted model, not a curated record.
UCCUCAAUACAUUUCAAAACAAAAAAGAGAGAAUCAGAAACACAGAAAGGUAUUGGAGAAAUGAAGAAAGCAGGAGGGGCAGAGAAGAAAAGGGUGCGAAGGUCAUCGGGCGCUAUUCAAAACGGCGGCAGAGAUUCCAGCUCCGAUACCCCUCCUAGGAAACAAGCUACCCAGAAAGAUGUGUUCCAGUUGUUUGCUGAGAAGGUGAGAGACAAUAAGGAUUUGGUGUCUAGGUGGGCUGUUCUACAGGAGACACGCGUGGAAUAUUUCAGGGGAAAGGAUUUUGUAAGCUUUUUGAGAAAUCAUCCUGAGGUCAAAGAUAUUCUAGAAUCAGAUAGAAAUCUAGAAGCUGAAGAUAUUGCUGAUGCUUUACUGAGAAAGAAUCUUCUAGUACGCUGUGAUCGUGUGGUGAAAACUCUUCGUCCUGGGAAGAGAAAGUUGUCUACAUGGCCUGCACAUUUGGAGAUCUUUCCAGACCAAGUAUUUUCUGAGAACGACGCCUUCUUUGCAUGGACUUUUGUUAAACGGAGGCCUCUCUGGCAGACACUGCUCUCAUUUUUCUGGCCAGUGGUUACAUUGGCAAUUUGCUUGUUUCCUGUAUAUCCCCAUCGGUGCAAGCUACUAAUACUCUACUCAUGUCUCGGUGUCCUCCUACUUUUUCUUUCUCUACUAGUUUUGAGAGGUACAAUAUUUGGAGUGCUAUAUAUUGUUCUGGGAAAGCGAGUUUGGUUUUUCCCGAACAUUCUCGCCGAGGAAGCUACUUUGAGAGAACUAUUCCGUUUCUGGCCCAAGAAGGAUGAAGAGGAGCGACCAAAGUGGACAACAAGGGUUUUCUAUGCAGCAGUUGCAGUUCUGGUCAUAUUGCUGCUGAGGCACCAUGCUCCUGAUGAAGCUGCUAGAGCCAGGUACCAGAAACGUGUAUCAAACAUUAUCGACGAUGUUCUGGAGUGGUCUCCAAGAUUGGCGCUUUCUGGGAUGAUGGAGAAUAUGCAAACUGUGGUUAACUCGACGGAGCCAAGUAAUGCAACUGAGGAAGAGGUGACGCCGCCUGACGCCAUGGAUGCAGAAACUUUCACGGUGCAGUACGAUGCAGAAGUUAGUGAAAAUCUAGAGAACAGCGACGAAAACCUAGACAGUAGAGAAGAAAACCUAGACGAGUGAUGAACAGAAACAUGAUGACAUAUAAUGUAUGCGAUACCGGAAAGAAGACAUCGCCUUCUCUUUGGCCUUUACCUUUAAAUUUGAGUGUAAAACCAUGUAUCAGACAAUAAAGCAGGUAGUUACAUUUUUUUUGUGGGAUUUAUAAAGGUGUUUUGUAAGGUUUGGUAGUUGGUUCCUACAUGACUACUUGGAUCGUAAUUAUCGGCUGAUUAACUCGUGCAAUACACAUUUGCUGCCCAGUAUCAAAGAAAAAUAUAGGCUCUUCACGUUGUCAGAA